Mytilus trossulus (common blue mussel) is the source of this 1020-nucleotide messenger RNA. RefSeq names its product galactoside 2-alpha-L-fucosyltransferase SEC1-like. NCBI's taxonomy places the organism in Eukaryota, Metazoa, Mollusca, Bivalvia, Mytilida, Mytilidae. The record is from RefSeq and is a predicted model, not a curated record. The transcript is spliced from 2 exons. Gene Ontology annotation, cellular component: membrane. Gene Ontology annotation, biological process: carbohydrate metabolic process. Gene Ontology annotation, molecular function: galactoside 2-alpha-L-fucosyltransferase activity. The coding region runs from base 56 to 1006 and encodes 316 amino acids.
CUACCAUGAAGACACACUUUGGUAUUUUUCUGUUUUUUGUAGGUUACAGUAAACCAUGCGGCUGCCGUGUCCUUCUACAAAAAGGAAAGUUGUAUCCUGUGCAGUAUUGUUUUCUUUGCUUAUAUUCACACACCAUUACCUGUUUUAUGAACCACCUGGUUACAUAUGUCCAUAUUUUAGAGGACGUCUUGGUAAUUUAAUGUUUAUAUAUGCAUCAGUUUACGGGAUUGCAAAGAGCAAGGGUAUGGUAUUGGUUGUAGACACUUCUGAUAUAAUCAACACAGUAUUUCCAAACUUAAAUGCUUUAGCUGUUGACUCAGCUUUUUACUUUUGUAACAGUACAAAGUUAGUUUAUGAAAGAAGAGCAUGCGCAUACGACAUUGAUACCACGCAGUUUAAUAAUAGGAAAAAUACAACAUUAAAAGCAUAUCUACAAUCUUGGAAGUAUUUCAAAAAUGUCGAAAAGGAAAUAAGAAGGCAAUUUGUUUUUAAACAAGAAGUGCAGGAUAAAGCUCAAGCUAUCAUCAAUAACUAUACUAGGGAAUAUAUCCAAAACAGAAAUAUAACAAAUACUUUACAAAUCAUAGGCGUACAUAUUCGCCGAGGAGAUUAUCUUAAACCUGGAAAAGUCGCAUUUGGUUAUAAAGUGGCUACUAAGUCGUAUUUGAAUAAAGCAUUUAAGUUUUUCCGUUCGAAAUUUAAAAAUUGCUUAUUUCUUAUUUUUACGGCACCGAACAGAGAAGAUUUAAAAUGGAGAAAAUACCACAUGAACGGAAGUGACGUCAUAAACGUAGAUGCCAAUGAACGUGAUGUUGACAUGUGUGCCUUGUCAAAGUGUAAUCAUACAAUAAUUACUGUUGGUUCAUUUGGAUGGUGGUCAGCAUGGUUAAAUAAAGGAAUGACUAUUUAUUUCAAUGAUGUAGUACGACCAAAUUCGUAUCUUAGCAGAGAUUUCAGUAACGAUAUGAAAGAUUACUUUCCGUCAAGUUGGAUUGGAAUGCAAUGAUUCAUCAAUACAUU